AUGUCCCCUGUUCCAACGGUUUCGUCUCUACGGAAUAUAUGGGAUCGUGUAGCCGAACUCCAGGCGAUGAUUAAUAAUCCUGAAAUCAGCAGUGAGCAGAAGAUAAAUAUACAAACAGCAAUCGAUCUUUAUUAUAAGAGUGGACAGCCUAUACCACGGGUCUGCAUCCAGGGUGGAAAGGUUAUUUGCCUUCAAGACCUUGAUUUCUCCCGCCCGUUCUGGAUGGAGGGUUACGGCCAGCAGCUAUCAGCACAUACUGUUAUUCCCGCUGCUGAAAUCAGCUCAACCUAA
Trichophyton rubrum CBS 118892 is the source of this 291-nucleotide messenger RNA. RefSeq lists its product as uncharacterized. The record is from RefSeq and is a predicted model, not a curated record. The transcript is spliced from 3 exons. Lineage: Eukaryota; Fungi; Ascomycota; Eurotiomycetes; Onygenales; Arthrodermataceae. The coding region runs from base 1 to 291 and encodes 96 amino acids.